AUAGCGGCGGGGGGAGGGGGGCUCAACCUGCAGCCAUGGAGAACAGCAAGGAUGCGCCAGGGAAGGCCAGCCGGUGGUUUGGAGUUGCGAUGCCCAAAUCGGUGAAGACCAACGUGAACAUCCUCCAUCAGGAGAAGCUGAUUGCUCAGAAGAAGAGGGAAAUUGAAGCCAAGAUGGAACGGCAAGCCAAACGGAACCACUUGCCAACCCAGCAGGCUUCACAGGGGAGCGAUGACGACAGUGGUGAUGGUGAAAGUGGUGUUUCAAACAAAUUUGCUAACGAUGGCAGCUUCCUCCAGCAGUUCCUGAAGCUGCAGAAGGAAAAACAAGGUGCUUCUUCCAGUUCCUCAGAGAGAUCCCAUCUUCCCCCUGCAAGUACAGUGAAGAAACCCCCCUUGAGUGGGAAGCGUCCCAAUCUUAGUGUGAGCAGCAUGUUGAAUCAAGUCAAAAACUACACCCAUUCCAAGCAGACCCCAGUAACGAAUCGCCUGAGUGUUUUCCAGUCGCCAGAUGACGAGGAAGAAGAGGAUUAUGAGCAGUGGCUGGAAAUCAAAAUUUGCCCCCCAGAGGACAUCCGGACCCGCCGAAUCGUUGAGAAGCUGGCCAGGGUGGUGGCCGAAGGGGGCCCAGAAAUGGAGAAGGUCGCGCUGGAAGACUGCAAGGAUAACCCAGUGUUUGCGUUCCUACAUGAUAAGAACAGCCCAGAAUUUCUCUACUACAGAAAGAAACUGGCUGAGAUGUGGAAGAAGAGCCAAGAUGUAGAGGAGACCCCGCCUACUCAGAAAGUUUCACCCCCAGAGGAUGAAGAGACCAAGGACUGUGCUGAGAAGCUGGCUCGGUUUGUGGCCGACGGGGGCCCCGUGGUGGAAAUGGUUGCCCUGAAAAACCACCGAGAGAAUCAGUCGUUCAGAUUUCUGUACGAGCCCAAUAGUUCUGGAUACAAGUAUUACCAACAGAAGCUGGAGGAAUUCCGGAAAGCCAACAGUAACAUCGAGGGCAUUCCGCCAAUAUCAGAAGCCAACCUGAAGCGCAAGGCCUCUUCUGAGGGAGGACCUUCCUCUUCCAUUUCUUCUUCCUCCUCCUCUUCCUCCUCCUUCUCCUCCUCCUCCUCCUCCUCCUCUUCCUCCUCCUCCUCAACAGCAGCACCCCCGGUUUCUCUGCCGAAGCAGGCGGCCUCAUCCAGUGCGAAGAAAAAGCGGAAAAGCCGCUGGGGCCCAGAGGAGGAGAAGGUGGACUUGCCUCCUCCAGAGCUUGCGCAGCAGACGCAGGAGCCGUCGCCAACGCCCUUGUCUGGGAAGCUGAUGCAGCAAAUGUACGACAUGAUCAUGAAGCACAAACAGGCCAUGCAGGAGAUGCAGAUCAUGUGGGAGAAGACGAUCAAAGAGCACCAGUCCGGCUACGACAGCGAUGAGGAAAUCGACAAUGAGUUGGGCACGUGGGAGCACCAGCUGAGGCGCAUGGAGAUGGACAAGACCCGUGAAUGGGCGGAGCAGCUGACUCAAAUGGGCCGAGGAAAACAUUUCAUUGGAGAUUUUCUGCCCCCUGAUGAGCUUGAGAAGUUUAUGGAAACCUUCAAAGCUCUGAAGGAAGGCCGUGAGCCUGAUUACUCUGAAUACAAAGAAUUUAAACUGACCGUGGAAAACAUCGGUUACCAGAUGCUGAUGAAAAUGGGCUGGAAGGAAGGUGAUGGUCUGGGAUCUGAUGGUCAGGGUAUCAAAGCUCCUGUGAACAAGGGGGUGACGGCUGUGGAUGGAGCAGGCUUUGGGAUCGACCGUCCUGCUGAUUUGUCCAAGGAUGAUGAUGAGUACGAGGCUUUUCGGAAGAGGAUGAUGUUGGCCUACAGAUUCCGGCCCAACCCACUGAACAACCCUCGGCGUCCUUAUUAUUGAUGCUGCAGUGUGUUUCUUCUCACCUCCCACCUACUCCCUGGUCCUCCAGUGAUGGAUUGUUUACUGUGACAAGUUUAUUAAAAAAAAUGUCCCAUUCUUUCGUUUAGAAGGACUCUGUUUCAGGUUUAGCCUCCCAUCUGUUUACCCGCCCACAGAUGUUGGACUUUUUCGUUGUGGUUGCAGAGCUUACCCCCUCGUUUAUUAUUAUUAUUAUUAUUUUAAAUGUGAUCCCAUUAAAGAAAGAGAAGGAGCAACUCGGAACUGAGGUGAUCAGAGAAAAAUGUUCCUGAGUCAUACUCAACCAUUUGUGAGAAGGGGGUAUUGGCCUAAAAACAUUUGUUAAUGUAACGUGUAAUAAUCUUCAUUCUACUUGGUUUCAUGGUUUUCCUUUGAAGCCCUGUUUCUUUCCCCAUGAACAUAGAAAUUCUGGGUUGCUGUUCCUUGUUGAUGGUGGGUCCCUGCAGGGAAGGAUCACAGGAUGGGAUGUAGCAGGCGAUCAGCAACACAGGCAUAAAUAAGGAAAUUUAUUUACCCCAAAUAUGGUAGGGAGGUUUUCCAGCUGCAGUUCAAAAGAGAAAGAUUUGGGUUGCAGUAACUUAGGAAAGGGGAACUGUUUUUAAAUUGGGGGUGGGGGGGCAGACAAACUAUCCCAGAGUAUUGCGUCUCUGUGAGGGUGUCAUUUUUACCUCAGUUCUGAGGGACUCUCGUGAAAGCAUGCAAAACCACCGUGUAUCGGCCAACCUUCUCUUUUUAGAGGACAACUGGCUCUCCUUUUCCUCACUCUUUAGUUAUUUCAAAGAGCGAGGAAGUUUGAAUUGCUUCUGAGACCAAGCCAGAGGCCAAAACCAAACAUAUCCUUAGCUCGAUUCUCAGCCUUUGCUUAAUUCUUAGUAGGUUUUAAUAAUCUUUCAGAUUUGUUCCAAAGGAGAAAGGUGAGAGAAGGGGAAAACCAAAAAAAUCUUUUUGUUUUA
Pseudonaja textilis is the source of this 2860-nucleotide messenger RNA. Lineage: Eukaryota; Metazoa; Chordata; Lepidosauria; Squamata; Elapidae. The record is from RefSeq and is a predicted model, not a curated record.